Molecule: messenger RNA, 3071 nt
Organism: Ctenopharyngodon idella (grass carp)
Lineage: Eukaryota; Metazoa; Chordata; Actinopteri; Cypriniformes; Xenocyprididae
Product: zinc-binding protein A33
Exons: 6
Coding region: 54-1199 (381 amino acids)
Molecular function (GO): protein binding
Source: RefSeq, a predicted model, not a curated record
AACUCUAUACACACCUAUCACUCAGCUUGAUUUAACCCCUCUCUCUCUCACAUAUGAGAUCCCAGAGUUCUGUCUGCUUUGUUCUGACAAGGAAAACUGGAAUGCACACAAAUCACAUGAAGGACACAAACAACAACUUUAACAACUCCCUCCUUUGCGCCCAAAAGGAGAAGCUUAUUAAGGCGAUUAAAAAAAUUAAACAUGAAAUUGAUGAAUGUUAUGAAGCUGAGAAAGACGCCUUUGUGGACGCACUGGAGGUUGAGACCAGAUUUGAAGAGAUAGAGCAUGAAAUCCGAGCAGAGUUCCAAAACCUCCAUCGAUUCUUAGAUGAGGAGGAGGAGACGGACCUGGAACGACUGAAGAAGGAAAGGGACAGACGAAUAAAGAUCUUAAAAGACAGAGAGAAAAAGAUUGCCAUGCAGGGUAGAGAUCUAGAGAGAGCCAUCGAGACACUGAAUUGCAAACUGCGAGAAGAUGACAGUCCCAAACUUCUGAAGGAAAUCAAAGAGCUUCUGAAAAGAUGUGAGGUGAAUUUCAUUCGCCCUGCCCCAAUAGACACCGAAAUCCUCUCUGGUCAGUUUGUGGGACCCAUUCAGUACCGGAUCUGGAAACACAUGAAAACAUCCCUCUACCCAAACAUAUCCACGUUGACUUUUGACCCUGAAACGGCACAUCCCCUCUUGACCUUAUCUGCUGAGAGGACAUCAGUUACUUUCAAUGAGGACAAUGUGCUGCCUAAGGAGAACCCAGAUGAGAGGAACCCGAAGCGUUUCCACUACUACUACUGCGUGAUGGGCUCAGAGGGCUUCACUCAUGGCCGUCAUUACUGGGAGGUGGAGGUGAAGGGCAAGUCCGCCUGGCGAGUGGGUGUGGCCAGAGCGGAUGUGCAUCGUGGGGAGAUGGACUCUUCCUCCACAUUAAAUGGACUGUGGACGCUGUCCCUGAGAAAUGGCUCGAUCAUGGCCUGCACCCACCCAAAGCCCACACAGGUGCUCUCAUACGCCCUCCCCAUCCGCAUCGGCAUCUUCCUGGACUGUGAUAAUGAGGAGGUGUCUUUCUACAACGCUGUCACCAUGACACCACUCUUCUCCUUCUACAUGGGGACUGUUCUAGUGCCGCUCUAUCCAUUCUACAACCCAUGUGACGAUGAUGAUGGAAAGAACUGCGCUCCUCUUUCCAUCUUCCAUCCAUCACUCUGAGGGAUUGACAUAGGAAAUAGAUGUUUGGUUUUCCCACCUACUGCUGACACAGUUUGAAAUACUGAAGCAGCUUGUAUACCUAUAAAGCUAUAGAGCAGUUUUUGCUGUGUAGUUGUGUUUGGAUUAACUGUUUAAGUAACAAUAAAUAGUGUCUGUAUCUGAAAUCGCCCCCCCAUACACCCUCAUUCACUAUUCCCUACAUUACUCUACUAAUAUAGUCCACUUAGUGAAUGAAAAUGAGUGAAUUUGGACUCUGAAUGCAAUAAUCUUCUGGCAAGACACAAGAAUUAAUUUGGCGCGAUGCUCACAGUGCAUGAAUAUUCUGUUGCAGCUAGCCACUGAGUGUACCUCGGUUGUACACUUGUUAUUGAGGUGCAUUAUGGGAUUGAAUGAUUGCACUUGUUAAUUCUGUCAUUAUUUACUUGUUCCAAAACGGUAUGCAAAUAUGGUUUGGCAUCAUGAUGUUGAUUAUGAGACUCUCGAAAACCAAUAAACUUUGAUUUUAUUGACGUCCAGCCUGCAUCAUAGGCACUUUAUUUGGUUUGAGAGCCACAAACAUAUGGACAACAUUUAUAGGGCUUUUUUUUUUUUUUUAGCUUGACAAGCUGUUGUCACAAUGAACUACUAUAUCAAUGUAUUACAACUAUACAAGCAUCUAAUCUCAGAAGCUAACCAGGGUUUGACUUGGUUAGAACUUAGUACUUGAAUUGGAGACUUCCUGGGAAUAUCCAAUUAUCUUUGGGUGGCUCAGUGGGAAGCACUGUUUUCUCACAGUAAUAGAGUCCCGGGUUCAAGUCCCAGCUGAACCAGGAGGCCUUUCUGUGUGGCGUUUGCAUGAUCUUCUUGUCUUGCUGUGGCUUUCCUCUGUGUAACCUGGGUUUCCCUCAAAGACAUACAGUAGGCCUCAUAGGAGACAGUAAAAUGCACAUUUUGCAUGGCACCUAACUUUUUCUGAAGCAGUUUAUUUUUGCUACAGAAGAAGCGAUAUUGCAAUUUACAGGGCAUUGAAGGUACUAUAACUUGUGCAUUUUGCCUUUACUCACCCAAACAUGUCAACAAGACUACUUGGUUGGUAGCAGGUAGUUGCUGAAUCGCAGGUGUUUUAUAUACUAGAUAAGGACAUGGCUGCAGUAGGUGAUGAGGCCAAUGAUGUCCAGUGCAAGUAGGCUUUGAUUUUACUCAACAUUAUUUUAAUAAUUUGUGAUGUUGAAGAGCAUUUUUUUGAAGGAUAUUGGUUUACUUAUGGCCUUUUUGAGCACUUGAACUUAACUGAGACUUGAGUGUUUGUAGACGUUCAAGAGGCUGUUGUGUCUUUGAUUUAUUGCAGUAUUGAGGUGUUUUAUUUUAAUUUUAGAAAAUAAACAUGUGAUUUCCCUCCUCACAAAUCAGCUGUUUCUUGUUUUUCACUGGCAUCUCUCUUAGGUGUUGUGGACUAGUGCAUCUUUGAGCUUAAAUUCAGUACGAAUAAAAAACUUAAGUGCCGAGUCUUUUACUCAAGUUGUACUGGAAUUGGUGACUUUUAACUUGUAAUUGAGUCAUUUUCGCUGUAAGGUAUAUCUAGUUUUUCUCAAGUAUGGUUGGAAUGGCCAGGGUGUUUCCCUACCUUUGGCCCAGGAUGCUGAGUAUACUCCAGUAUCCCUAUGACCCUACAUAGGACAAUCGGUUUGAAGAAGUUUGGAAUUUCAUUAGGGUGAAUAAUGACAGAAUUUUUUAUUUUUAUGUGAUGUUGAUUUAUUUGUAUACACUUUAUUAAUAAAAUAUGUGUAAUUUAUCAUGCAAACUGCAUGCAACUCAUUAUUUGUGCAUGCAUUAAUGAAUGUUCUGGCACAAUAAAAUGGAAAGCAAUGAAAAAAUAAUAAAAAAGGAAUUAUA